UAUAAUAAUUUUUGUUUGUUCAUCACUCUAUUAUGAAGUGAGAUAUAUAGUACGAUUGAAGCAUUUUUACUCAAUUUUUACUUUUACUCUAUUUUAGAAGAAAAAAUGAAAUAUUACAUUGGAGAUGUUCUAAUUAACAUAUUGAUUUUCUUUCUUGAAUAAACAAAUAAUCCAUUAAGAGGUAGUAAUCCUUUAUAUAUUAAUUCAAAAAUAUUACAACAUUGUUUUGUAGCCAUUUGUCACCAUGAAAUGAAAUUCAGAAUUCUUAGAGAUAUAGACUAGUCAAUCUUAACUUAUAUUAUACUUUUUAUUAAACUAACUAUUAAAUUGAUAAAUAAUUUACAAAAUAAUAUUCUCGCACUUUCCUUAAAUAAAACUACGAAAUUGCCUAAUAUGAUUAACGUAUAUAUGACAAUAAAUGAUUAAUGAAUAAUAAAUAUUUGAUAAUAAUUUUUGUAUCUUAGCUCUUUUUUGUUUAAUUUUAUAUUAUUAAAAGAUAUUAAACAACCACACUAAUCAUUAUAAUAAAAAUUAUUUUUUUCUCGUAUGUUAUAUUUUGAAUUUUUAAAAUGACUAUGAGUUACUAAAAACGUAAAAUGUCUCACACUAAAAUUUUGUGAUUAAUGGUUUAACUUUUUUGGUAAUAAAAAAAUGCAAAUGAUCAUAAAUCGUAUGAAUACGAAGUCUCAUUUACUAGACAUUCAUAUUAUAUAUUAAUAUAGUUUAAAAUUACACUAUAUAACUUAGAAAAUACUUAAAUAUGAUAAUUUCUAAAUUUGUAUUGAAAAAGUAUUGAAAAUUUAAUAUUUUAAUUUUGCAAUUUGCAAUAAAAGUCGCAUAUUAGAAAUUUUGUAUUUAUCAUAAGUAUGUUUUCUCAAUGAUAAAUAUUUAUAUUAAAAUAUACUAUAUAUCUAUGUUUAUGUCAUUAAAAAUUAGUUAUAUACCGAAAAAAUAUCGUAAAUUAACAAGAUGUAAUGUUUUGAUUUAUGUUUUUACUCUAAUUUAAUUGUAUUAUGCGGGUCUUAGCUUUACUAAUUAUAAUACUAAGUCCGUUAAUAAUGCAAUGCAAAUAAAGAAAAGUUUGUGUUACUUUUUGAAUUUUGAAAUAUUUUCAUUCCUUUGAGCCCUAACUGUCUCUCUCUCUGCUAUCUCCCGCCAAAUAGUACGAGUCGGAGAUGAGAAUCGCCGAGAUCUCCACGCCGGACUACCGCCAGCUUCACCGGGAAACCGAGUCUCACACUCACCAUCCUCUCCUCUCCGAGAUCGAGCUCCUAAUCCAGCAAUCGGAAUCCAUUUCCAAAGAUCAACCGCUACCGCAAACUCUCCCUCAUUCCCUCAGGCAAUCCCUAACUCGGCUGAGUCAACUCGCUCCUCUUCCCGGUAACUCCUUCAAGCUCACCAUAUGGAAGCUCAGCUUCCGCCUCUGGAACGCAUGCGUCGAUCUCUCCAACGCCGCCGCGCUCCAAUCCUCCUCAUCCUCCGCCGAGAGCAUCGCGAACCUCAGACAUGCUGCCGCCGAUAUGCUAUUUCUCGCCAGAGACGUCACCGGAGUUCCAUCUCCGACGAUCAAGUCCUCUCUCAUCUACUAUCGAACGGGUCUCGUGUGGCACGAUCUCAAAAAACUCGAUCUCGCCUCCGAUUGCUUCGAGCGAGCCACCGAGAUCCUCUCGAAGAUCGAUGUCGCGAAAAUCACCGAUGCAGGUGAAAGGAUACUGUUUCUUGAUCUUAACCUGGCGCGAUCUCGAACCGCCUGGGAGAUUUCCGAUAGGAAUCUGGCGGUUACGCUGCUUAAUCGAGCGAAGAAUAUGCUGUUUGGCUCACCGGAUCACUACAAGGCCCUCUCGAAUCAGUUCCUCGCGUUUGGUAAAAGCGCCUUGUCUAGAGAGGACGAUGAUUGCAGUCUAAACGAUGCUCUCAGGCUCAUGAAUGAGUCGCUUGAUCUUUGCGAGAAGGGGCUUGGUACUGCGAAAACUCGGGAAGACACCAUGGAGUUCAAGAGCAUGAGAGUCAAUACUCUGCGUUUUAUAUCAGCUGUUCAUUUGCAGAAGGGAGAGUUCGAGAGUGUGAUCAAAUGCGUGAAAGUUCUCAGGAGUGACGGAGCAGAUCAACACGCUUCAUUACCUGUGCUAGCGAUGAAGGCUUGGUUAGGGCUUGGUAAGCAUAGCGAGGCGGAGAAAGAGCUGAGAAGUAUGGUGGGAAACAAAGACAUUCCAGAGGCAGUGUGGGUAUCUGCUGUGGAAGCUUACUUUGAGGUGGUGGGGACUGCUGGAGCAGAAACUGCGAAAGGUGUGUUCUUAGGUCUGCUCGGAAGGUGUCAUGUCAGCGCAAAGACGGCGCUUAGAGUGGCUCAUCGGGUUCUUGGAGAGAGUAGGGGAGGAGAUAGUGGUUCGAGGAUUAGAGCGAAUGUUGUGGCUCAGCUUGUUUCAGACGAGAGGGUUGUUGCUCUCUUUGCUGGUGAAGCAGUGACUAAUGAAAGGAAGGCAAUACAUUCUGUUCUGUGGAACAGUGCUUCAGCUCAUUUCGGUGCUAAAGAUUUUGAGACAAGCGCAGAGAUGUUUGAGAAAUCGAUGCUCUAUAUUCCACAUGAUAUAGAAAAUAGAGUUUUCAGGGCAAAAGGCUUCAGGGUUUUGUGUCUUUGCUACCUCGGUCUCUCUCAGCUAGAUCGAGCUCAUGAAUACAUAGAAGAAGCUGAAAAGCUUGAACCCAAUAUUCACUGCUCUUUUCUUAAGUUCAAAAUCUACCUGCAGAGGAAGGAGCACAGUAGUGCCAUCAGUCAGAUCGAUGCAAUGUUGUCCUGCCUUGAUUUUUCUCCACAUUAUCUGUCCCUUGCAGCGCAUGAAGCUAUCUCUUGCCAAGCGCUUUCAGUUGCUGUUGCUUCUCUUUCCAAGUUCCUGAGUUUCUAUCCCUCAGGGAAAACCAUGCCAACCACAGAGGUCGUUGUCUUCCGUACCUUGGUCACUAUACUGACUCAAGACGCUGGCAGCGAAACAGAAGCUCUUAACUUCAUGUUGCAAGCUCAAAGCAGGGCAUCUAAGCUUGGGACAGAGUGUUUCUUUGGAUCAGGAGAAACUGGAAAGCGAGAACUGAAGUGGUUUGCUCUGACUUCCUGGAAUCUUGGGUCAAGAUGUGGGAAUGCAAAGAAGUAUGAGCUCUGUGGUGAAUUCUGUAGGCUGGCAUCAGACUUUUACAGCUAUUUGGAUACUGGUGAGUCUGGAGAAAACACAGUGAUGAUUUUAAGGUCCCUAGUAUUAGGUGUUACCGCUAUCAUUGCUUUGGAGAAGCAAAACAAGAACACACUGACUGAAACCCAAGUCAAACUCGCUGCAGAACUGCUCGUGAGAGCCGGAAAGAUUAUGUCUUCUUUGCUCUCGGAUGGUAAAGACUGUAUCAUGGAGCCAGAACUCAUCUUCAUGUACACUUUAACUGCCUAUGAAAUACACGGAAGGCUCAACAAUUCAGCAUUCCAGCUACUUGUGGUAAAAACCUUUGCUGGUUCCAAGUCUUGUAACUACAACUAUCUUCUCCAACUUGGGAUUUUCGCUUCUCAAAGCCCACGGUCCAACCCAGACGUGUCAACAUUUGCUCUUAACGAAUGCCUAUCCGCACUGAUCGCAUCUGCUUCACCAGAUUACCCAACCAUAGCUCUGAUAAUCCGGAAGUUGAUUGCUCUAUCCAGCGUCCACAAAGGCGAUACGGAGGACGGAGAAGCAAUCCAAAAGAUGUAUAAACAAGCAUACAGAAUCAUGGUUGGGUUAAAGGAAGGGGACUACCCGACUGAUGAAGGGAAAUGGCUUGCAAUGACAGCUUGGAACCGAGCAGCAUUGCCUGUGAGGCUAGGACAGUUAGAGACCGCUAAAAAAUGGCUGAGUAUCGGUUUGGAGAUCGCUGAGAAGGUUUCGGGUAUGGAUACUUACAGGGCUUGUAUGGAGGAUUUCUUGGGUGGUUUUCAGACGAAAGUUUCUUCUGAAGCAGCUGACAGGAUUUAGCUAAACUCGUAGUAAUGGUCUACAGAGUUUUACGGCUACAUCACACCUAAACAUUUGGGCUUUUGCUACUAUAAAGAUAUGAUCUGCACACAAAUGUAAAAUACCAAACACGGCAACAUUUAUUGUCUGAACACUAAAAGUCUAAAACCCACGAAAAUAUUAAUUUUAACUAGAUACUAUAACCAACUCUUCAAGACAUGUCCACACCAAAUCCACUACAAAGCGUAUUCUAACUGCGAUUAGCAAGAUCUUAACCAUCAUUCUUAGUUUGAUACUAGGCUGUUUCUCAUGCAAACAUUGUCUCUCCUCUAGUCACAUCAAUGCAUCCAAUUUCAAAUGAGAAGUCGUGCGAUUCUAACUAAGAACAAAUUUUAUUCUACUCUUAUAUCUUAUUGGUGUUAAGAAAAAUGUUAAAAAAUCUUAUUGGAGUUGUUAAAAAAAAAAAUACACGCCAUAACUAAGCUAAGCGCCCGCCCUUGGGAGAGGAAGACGAGUGGUGGCCUGAAGUUGCGGCCUAUAUUGACCAAGUUUCAUCAUAAGAGCGUUUACUUCUGAGGUGAGACGACUUGAUAAUAUUUUCCUUUGACUACUUGUAGAUUUAUAUCUUUGACCGUCUUAUCUUAAUCCCCCAUUUAUGUACUUUCUUCAAUAGUAAUUUCCGAAAGAAGUUAAUAAUACAAUAGAAAAUCAAUAAUCCAGAAGGUGUUACGUAAUACUAAGUCAGAUUAAUACGGAAACAAGAACAAUUUCACAUAUCGAAAACGCUCUCUCUCUAAAAAAACGCUCUCUAUAGAAAACCGCUAGGGUUGCCGGCGGCGCUUUCUCUUCGAGGUAGUCGCCGGUUGCCCACCAUCUUGUUUUCUUUUCUUUUCCCUCGCCGCUCAUCUCCUUCCUCGACCCUGCUUCCUUUCUCGGUGGCUCUGUUUCCUUGCGCCUCCGCGCGGGCUAGAUCUGGCGUGUUGGACUCGGAUCUCUGGAGAAGCAUGGCGGCGGAGUGGUUGAGCGGUUCCUUUGGGUGCGUGGAGUAGUGGGGGUUGCGGUCUGGUGUCAGAUCGGGACUUUGGUAGCGAGAUCUAUCAGUGGCGGAGCCAGAAAUUUUUUAUACCGGGGUCAUAAUUUUUUUUUUCAAAAACAUAAUUUAUAAACCAUUAAAAACUACAAAUUAUAACUUUAAUUUUUAAUGUAUUGUAAUUAUUUUAGUAGGAUUAUAUAUUUUGUGGAGUCAAAUUAUAUAUUUUAAUGGGGUCAAUAAUUUUUUUCUUAAA
This is a messenger RNA of Brassica rapa (field mustard), 5251 nucleotides long. Its product is annotated as TPR repeat-containing protein ZIP4. Gene Ontology annotation, biological process: regulation of synaptonemal complex assembly; meiotic cell cycle. The record is from RefSeq and is a predicted model, not a curated record. NCBI's taxonomy places the organism in Eukaryota, Viridiplantae, Streptophyta, Magnoliopsida, Brassicales, Brassicaceae. Gene Ontology annotation, molecular function: protein binding.